This is a messenger RNA of Linum trigynum, 9581 nucleotides long. NCBI's taxonomy places the organism in Eukaryota, Viridiplantae, Streptophyta, Magnoliopsida, Malpighiales, Linaceae. The record is from the annotation of a GenBank genome assembly.
AUUCACUCACUCAACCAAACCACGUUUUCCCCCUCUCUUCCCCAUUCUUAGUUGACCAGAAAACGCGAGGAAACCAUGGAUGUUGAUCUGACCCCAAAGCUCCCCAAGAAUGUCUGCGGAGGCGACGGUGGCUCCUACCAAGCCUGGUGCCCCGAUGACCUCGGCAUGCUCAAGCGCGGCAACAUCGGCGCCGCCAAGCUCGGCCUUCAGAAGAACGGACUUGCUCUCCCUCGCUAUUCCGAUUCCGCUAAGGUCGCCUAUGUUCUCCAAGGUAAUGGAGUGGCCGGAAUUGUUCUCCCGGAGAAGGACGAGAAGGUGAUCGGGAUCAGGAAGGGUGACGCCAUUGCGCUCCCUUUCGGCGCGGUGACCUGGUGGUACAACAAGGAAGACGCUGAGCUGGUCGUCCUGUUCUUGGGCGACACCUCGAAGGGCCACAAUGCAGGUUCCUUCACCGAUUUCUACCUCACAGGGACCAACGGCAUCUUCACCGGCUUCUCCAGCGAGUUUGUUUCUCGGGCGUGGGAUGUGGACGAGAGCACCGUCAAGGCGCUCGUUGGCAGCCAAUCCGGAAAAGGGAUCGUCAAGCUCGAUGGUUCGAUUAAGCUCCCCGACCCGAAAAAGGAGGACCGUGACCGCCUGGUCUACAACUGCGAGGAGGCUCCUCUUGAUGUAGACAUCAAGAACGGAGGAAGGGUGGUGGUGCUUAACACCAAGAACCUCCCCUUGGUUGCCGAGAUUGGGCUUGGUGCCGAUCUCGUGAAGCUGGAUGGUGGCGCCAUGUGCUCCCCUGGUUUCUCUUGUGAUUCUGCCUUGCAGGUGACUUACAUUGUGAGUGGAAGCGGCAGGGUCCAGGUUGUGGGUGUGGAUGGCAAGAGGGUGUUGGAGACUACCGUCAAGGCUGGCCAAUUGUUCAUUGUACCCAGGUUCUUUGUUGUUUCGAAGAUCUGCGAUCCUGAUGGAAUGUCUUGGUUCUCAAUCAUCACCACUCCAAACCCGAUUUUCACCCACUUGGCUGGACGGACCUCGGUGUGGAAGGCACUGUCGCCGGCGGUGCUGGAGGCGUCUUUCAAGGUGUCGUCGGAGGUUGAGAAGAAGUUCAGGGGAACUAGGACUUCUGAUGAGAUUUUCUUCCCACCGUCCAAGUGAGCGAGCGAGCUUCUGCGAGCCGUAGGCAGAGAAGAGAUAGACCUGCUGAACAUUAGCGCGUGUCUCUGCCGAUCAAUCGUUUGCCAUGAGUAUAAAUAAAGAUAGGAAUCAGUAAAUUGUUAGGCUUUUGUUUUUUCUAUUAUUGUUUCGGUUUCCUACUCUGUUUGCUACAGUAGGGUUUCGGGUCCAGAUUUUGCUGUCUGUUCGGAUUUGACAAUUGAUUGGGAUUCUCGGUGAUAUUGUGCAUCAUUUCCAUAUCUGUUCUAUACUUUUACAACUCGUUUCUAUUUUGUUUUAGUGAGGAACAAAGAUAAUCUCUUUUUCUACCAAAAAAGAGAAUCUAUUUAACCAUAUCAUUGCACCGUACAUAGGCUGCAAAUGAGCCGAAUUGCUCGCGAGCGGCUCGACGUUCGACCCGAGAAAAGCUUGUUCGAAACUCGACUUGUUAAUAAACAAACCGAACAUGAAAUUCUCGGUGAUAUUGUGUAUCAUUUCCAUAUCUGUUCUAUACUUUUACAACUCGUUUCUAUUUUGUUUUAGUGAGGAACAAAGAUAAUCUCUUUUUCUACCAAAAAAGAGAAUCUAUUUAACCAUACCAUUGCGCCACCGUACACAAGGAAGAUACAUAAUAAUUGCAUAUUAGUAUACUAGCGUGGCCCCGGCCAGUUGGCCGGAGGAAGUUUUUUUUUUUUUUUUGACAAAGUGGCCGGAGGAAGUUGAAGUAUGAAAUUUGAUAAUCUAACGGGGUGUAUAGCUUAUUGUUGUAUAGUUUUUUUUUUGGAAACUCGUGAUAAAAAUAGUGAAUUUUAGCAGGAUAGAGACAUGAAUGAUGCAAUGAAUAAAAAAUCGGCCUUAUGAACCAAAAUCAAGUACAUGUUACAUUGUGAAACAAUAUUGUUUCUGGUAAUAUGAUGAGGUGGAGUAAGUUUUAUAGAAACUGAAUUCCAGAAAAUUGAAUAAAAAAUCGCCUAUCCCGUCGGUUUUCGGGAAAUGAGCAUCUCACAAUCGUUGCUAGCUUUUACUCGGCCCGUUGGUCGAUUAAUUUGCUUUAUAGAACUUUCAUCUUGUCUUCAUUGUGCUUUCUGAUUUUUGUUAGGCCAUGAUAAAAUCUAAGAAAAUCAAGAACGAACAACACGAUUUGGGAUAGGAACCGCCGUUGUCGUAUCCCUAAAAAAUGGUGGUAAACACAGACUCACCUGCCAAACUGGUUUGGAUUGAGAUUUUUAUCGGGUAUCAGGGAACCAUGUGAUUAUAAAUUAGACUUGAUCAAAAUGGGCCAAAACUUGAAAUUCAGCAUGUUUGACUGACCCAUGCCAAAUUCUAAUUAUUCUUUACUUUUAAACUUUCUAUUUAAAAAUAAAAAAUAGUGAAAGCGACCUAUUUCAAACAAUCAAUCAAUGAUUCCUCGUUUUAAGAUAGAAAUAGGUUGUGACAAUUGUAAAAACCAUAAACCUAAAGAUCCAAUAGCCACCACUCUCCGUUGUACAACCAAAUUUCUAUCUCAAGAGGCAUAUAUUCAACCAAAAAUUCAAUUUUUAAUCCUCCUUCUACAACUCCAGUUAUUGAUGAACUCCAUUCUAUUCACCAAGGAUUGAUAUCGGAGUUGAAAUCUUCUACUCGCCCAGUUUAAAAUCCCCAACAAUAAAACCGUAGUGCCAAGAGAUACCUGAAGAUUGAUUUUCAAUGACAGUCUUGUACUGGGAAGUGAAAGGCGCAAAAUAUUGCACGAAGGAUGAAAUUUCGGAGGAAGUUAGAAAGAGAAAAGAAAAAAGAUAAAAAAUCACAAAAUUUAAAUUGAAAAAUGCAAGGAUACAACACGUAGUUACAUAAUUAGUUUCUUCCAUGUUAGCCAAUUAGCCAUUUACCUUUAGCAAAAAUUAAGGAGAGAGCGGGAAUUUAAAAUUGAGAAAAUUACAUGAAACUCUACUAUAAAAAUAGAAGUAUCAAGCUCGAUAAAAAUACAUACGGUAGACUUAGUGAGCUUCCUAAUUAUGAUGAAAAAGUCCUCUGAUUUUCAGAGAUUAACUUUAUCUAUGUUUUGUAUCAAAAAGGAUACAAUAAAUUUGUUUAGUGUAAUUGGUUGUAAUUGUUAUCUUUGUUUGAAGAGACCCGGGUUCAAAUCUUGAUAUUGCUAUUUUUAUAUGAAAUAAAUAAAUGUGUAAAGACAAAAAUGACCUUCCUACUUUCACUCUCAUUGGAGGAAAUUUGAAAUGGAGAAAAGUACACAAAACUCUACCAUAUAUUAAUGGAGGAUGUGUAGAUUACUCUAGAGGCUUAAGGCUACCUACAUGUAGCCCACAUAUAAUGAAGAGACAAUCUCCUCGGGCCCAAAGUCCGCAAUCCAAUUUCUCUUGGAAUUUCUAAACACGCAUCCAAUGAAGGACGUCUGCUUCCAUCCACAUUGGGCUUCAACCACCCGCUUCAGGUUUUUGUCAAAUGGGACCUCUAUUCUCAAUCUCUUGUUAAAAUUUUGUUUUUACCCGACUCGGUUGAAUUUUGUUUUAUUUUCUGCUGUCCAAUUUUUGCAUAUAUUUCAGUAAGUUGAGAUUUUUUUGGAAAUGAUUAAUUUUGUUAUUUCAAAGUAAUUUUUAUGGUAUUUGUUGAUUAUGACAUUAGUGGUAGUUAGUUAAUAUGUAUUUUUUAUUAAGUCGUCCUAGUUUACUGUUGUGUAUGUUUUUUUCUUCUUCAUAUAUUUGGAAAAAAAAAAAAUUGGACUUCUUAUCGUCGAAUAUGAAUUUAGAGUUAGAAGGAAAUAUGUGUCAUUUAGAAUUGGUAGGAAUUGAAUGUAUAUAAAAAAUUAAAAAGAACAUCGAAAAGGUUAUGUCUAGAAAUCUCAAAUAUAGAAGAACAUAAAAAAAUAAUGUUAACUUUAUAAACUAUUAUAAUUUAGUGUAUAUGCUUGUUUGAUUAAUAAGUUGACAUCUUAAGUGUUAGAUACUAAUGCACACAUAAUAGUUAAGCAAAUCCAAACAUUAUAAAACCCUAAAUUCUACUCUACCAAUAGUCCAAUACGAUCUUUUACCUUUCAUGUGGAGUUAACAACAUAAAUUGUCACUCUAUUAUUCAUUAUUCUCAAAUCUAUCUCUCUACUAUUUUUCACAUCAGACAUGUCAUCGUACUAUAUAGUAUAUAUGUAUUAUCAAACAUUCCCUUUGUUAGAAUUUCUGAUAAAAUUAUAUUAAUGCGGUCGAUUCACGGUUGGACCGGUCGAAAUGACAAAUUGAAUUUGCCCCUUUUUAUGGUUUAUCUUCUCCGUCUACAACUCCAAAUAAUUAAUAACCAUAAUCUCAUCCUCCAGCCGUUCUACUUUCUCUUCCUCCAACACAACAACAAUUAAACGCAAAAUCUUUUGUUUAUCAUGGAAAAGCUUGAAGACCGACAUUUGAAUUUCAAGCAAACUUUCUGAAAGUCCUCAAUUAUUGAUCGAUUUGAGUCAAUCAUCAAAAUUGGAACCCAAUUUUUUUUAGAAUAUCCUGAUUUUGAAGUAUCAAAGGUUGUCAACCGGUUUAGCCCGUUGGCCCGGUCGAGUAAGUGGGUUGAAGGUUAAUGGUCCAAUAAUUUUAGUCGACUUUUGCCCGGGUAUAUGAAAAGUCACUAUAUUGUUCAAACUAGGACUGGACAAUCGGUUAGCGGUUAACCGACCGGUUACAACCAAAAUCAGUCGGUUAUCCACUAAUUGAAAACCGAGAUAACCAAAAAUUGGUCAGUAUUCGGAGGGGAGGGCGAGAUGCUUUUGGUCUUGAGGGCAGCUCGGUUAACCGAAAGCCGAGAUAACCGAAGCCUUAAGGCCUCUUUUCGAUCGGUGGUGGUUCGGUUUAACCGAUAACCAACCUUCCCGUUUUUUGUUAUAACAGAACCGACCAAACUCCACCCCUAGUUCAAACAUUUAUAAAUUAUAUAAAAUCUCAUCUACAUAUGGACAAUAUUACACCAACAUAACAAUAAGUAUUUGGACCAACAUAUAAUGAAAAUUCAAACCCACUCAUAUAACAUAAAUAUUCAAAUGUUCAAUUUAGAAUUCCGAAAGUAAUGUUAAGCAAAGGGAAAAACCAAAACAGAGGCACGAUUCACAAACAAAAGAGAAAAAUGACACUGUGUUACCUCCAACCCAAGAGUCUUGUAGCGGGUGGACCCGGUGGGUGUGUGGUGUCCGUUUUAUUCACUUGGUUCGGAUUAACAUGGGUUGGCAACCUUAUCAAACCCCCUUAUUGAAAUGAAAAAAAAAUGGGAAACCAAAAUUUUAAAAGUAGGCACAUCGAUAUUGGGAGAUAUAUUUUUACUUCAAGAACCAACUCUAUCCCAAAAAUUUAAAAGUACGCCUUUGUUUCAAAUGCAUACAUCUCAUCCCCCUCUUGCAAAUCGAUUAAAGCUUCAUCGCACUACAAGAAACUGCACUUUCUGCGACGAAUUCUACAGCGACGCAAGAAAAUUCGUCGCAGAAAGUGUACAAUUUGCAACGAAUUUCACUUUUUCGUUGCAAAUGGUGUGAAAUCUUUUUGUGAGGAUAGUCUGUCGUCGCAGAAUGUAUGUACACUUUCUACGACGGUAGCCCGUCGUCGCAGAAUGUUCGGGAGUUUUCUGCGACGGUUAUCUAUCGUCGCAGAAUGUUUGUAGACUUUCUGCGAUGAUUUCCUGUCGUCGCAGAAUGUAUGUAGAUUUUCUGCGGCGAUAGCCGUCAUCGCAGAAUGUUAGAGAGCUUUCUGGACGAUAGCCUAUCGUCGCAUAAUGUAUAUAGACUUUCUGUGACGAUGGCCCGUCGUUGCAGAAUGUAUGUAGACUUUCUGCGACGAUCGUCCAUCGUCGUAGAAUGUAUGUAGAUUUUUUGCAACGAUAGCCCGUUGUCGCAAAAUGUUUGGGAGCUUUCUGCGACGAUGGCCUAUCGUCGCAGAAUGUUCGAGAAUUUAUGAGACCUUUUGUAGUCAUUGUAUAAUGCUUCAUGAAAUUUUAUAUUUGGACUUAAUUAUCUAUCAUAAGGCUUAUAUUUGGACUUAAUUUUACAUUUUAUAUUUGGAGCUAAGAAUUUUCCAGGAUAAUUGGAAUUGGUUUUAACCGAAGGAUUUGAAGUGCUUUGAUAAAUUUUAUGAUUUGGGUAAAUACUAUUUUUUAGCCAAACAUUUUCCCCAUUCCAAAUUAAUAGCCAAUGUAACAUCCAGAACCUCGGAUAAUUUUUUUUUAAGUGGCGGACGUAUGUUGCACGAUUCGAGACUGGAAAAAAUCGAGAAGUUAUCCUAUACGAGGUAGGAUCAACCAAACCACUUGAAAACUCCCCAAAACAUCAAAAAGUGCAACAAAAAAAUAAACUGCUUGCUAUACGAAUUGAACCUCUGACCUGUUAGAUAGAAAGGAAGGGUUCAGCAAUGUAACAAAUAGACUACGUUGGUUUCCGUGAUAGAAAAGGAGCCGAGUCAUUAAUGUGCUAAUGACGUAGGCAUUGCACCAGCAGCUAGCUUGUUUAUGGAGCCGGCUUUGGAACUUGAGUUUCUUCCUUUCAAAGCUACUGCUCCUUAUAAGGCCGCCCCAGGCCUUUACUCCAUCUGCUGGAAAGUAAAUGAAGAGGUAAGAGCAUGAAUCAAAGAGCUCUAUAAUACCGGUAAGCUAGCUCUCCAUUUUUGCCUUCGUACAAACACCAAGAAGAGAAAAGAAAAGUUUCACUGUAAAAAUUUUUAGGAGCCAACCUCUGGAAUUUUAGAACUUAAUUCCCGACUUGGAAUCGGCUAAAUUAAGGUGUGUGGGGAUUAGGAGGACCUUAAUUAUUACAUCAAUUAUUUAUGCUUGAUUUACAUAUUUGGAUGGAUGGAUUACUGUGGGUGAUAAAUUAUUUGUUGAUAUGAUGAUUUGGUGAUUAUUCUUGAUUGUUAUGGAUUUUACGGUGUAAAUAUCGGUAUUUGACAAGUUUCACCGUAAAAAUGGAUAGUUAGGUUUAUUGAGUUUAAAACUGAUCUAAGAGAUUUUUGUUUGAAUAAAAUGAUGUUGGGGCAGAUUGAACAGAGAUUUCACUUGAAAAUGGUUUCCGGAUUAAAAACUGCAUAACAGUGAAUUUUACGAAAAGCUCGGUAAAAACGUGUUUUAUUUAUCUUUAAGAUUUGGAUCACUUUAAAAUGGUCAGUAUGGAUUGUUAAAUGGAAUGUUCUCUGGAAAGGUUAAAUUAGACAGUUGGUGGAGUUUUUAUCUUUAAAAUGGUAAAAAUGAGCUUAAUACGAGAUUUGCGGUAAAGAACGAGUGUAAUAUUAUUUUCAUGGUUUUGAGCUGUUGAAAAAUAUAAAAACUAGACAGACCUGUUUAGGAUGAUAAAUGGAGGUUCUUGGAUUUUUGGGAGAUUUUCGGAUUUACAGUUUUGUGGGAAUUUAAGUUACCGUAAAAUAAUGGUUAAUACGAGAUUUUUGAUAUUUUAUUGUCUAAAUUUAUUUUUAUGACCAGAACUAGAAUAAAUGGAUUUUUAUGUCAAUAAAUUCAUUUACAUGAAUUGUGUGAGGAUUUUAAUGAAGGAAAGUGAAUUUUGAGAUAAGGAUAUUUUUAACUGCAACCGGGUUAUUUAUAAUUAUUUGCGUUGGCGCUAUUUCGUGAAAUUGUUGAUGAAUUUUGGAUGAGGAAUGGUGACAUGGUACUGCUGAGUAGCUUUACUGGAGAAUGAAAUUAUUUAUGUGAAACUUUGAGUUGAUAAUCGACGGGAAAUAUACAUAUGGACUGGUUAAUCCGUGAGACUACAUUGAUUCCAGAUUGUUUGUGACGGAUGAGAAAAAUGGAAAUGGUUUGAUUCGUGAUCAUAUUAAUUCACGUAGAUGUAGAAAGGGCCUGCACUUACCCUCACCCCUUGAGAGUGGGUAGAUUUAGCUCGCUUAUGCGAUUGAGUGUUGUGGUUGCAUGAGCUCCACGGAUGAGUGUUGUGGUUAAAAACCACGGAUUGAGUGUUGUGGUUGCAUGAGCAUCACGGAUGAUGAUUUGCUCGAGCGAGGGUAAGUGUAUGGAACACUGUUCUGUCAUGGAUACCUAGGAUUUCUGCUUUGAGUGUUUUCAAUAAUAACCCACAUUUGUAAAAUUCAAUAAGUGGGUUGGGGAUCGAAUAAUGAGUUUGUAUGAUAACGGUUUAUGUUUGUGUUUAAUAAUCGGAGAUGAUGUUUGAGAUGAUUGAGUUCAACCAGUAACACCAAGGAUUUGGUUGCGCGGUUGAACCAUGGGUUCAACCAUAGAGUUUCUGGGUGGGGUGUUACAGCCAAGCCUUUCGAAAUCUUAAUAAUUAGCCAAUCGUUAAGUCUCCAUUAAUAAUUUCGUUAAAUGAUGAUGAGCUGGCGAAUAUUGUGCUGACUUGAAUCUUAGAUGGCCAACUGAAGUGUAGGAAAGAUGGCAGUGAUAGACUGGUGGUGAUGAUUAUCCGCAUCUGCGCUACAAGUUUGGUUAUUAUUAUUUCUUUUAUUUUUUUUAUUUAAAUGAUAAGUAAAAAUAUACUAAUGUGGAUGCUGAGGUGGAUUGUUGGUUAACGGUGCUAUUGACGGUUACAUAUGAGUGGCUAAAAUUUAGACAUGUAUAAAAGGUUUGACUAUUAUUUUGUAGGGUUAAUACCUUAGUUUGGCCCGAACUAUAGACAAACUUUCUACUUUGGCCCGUGGUAUCGGAAAUUGCUAUUCUAGCCUAAACUAUGUAGCAUACUUUCUUAUUUGGCCCGGAGGUGGGUUUGACCGUCAAAUUAGACGGUCAACUCGGUUGACCGUUAGUCAAAGUCCACCUCACUUGCCACGUCAGCUAUCAAGGAAUAAAAAAUUAUUAUUUUUUUCAAUUUUUUAGUUUUGUUUACUUUCUAAAAUUAAAUAAAAAUAAUUUGGGGAGCUUUUUAAUAAUUUUUUUGUUUAUUAUUUUUAUUAUUAGAAAGUAAAAAAAAUUCAAAAUACAAAAUUAAUUUUUUAUUCCCUAAUAGCUGAUGUGGCAAGUGAGGUGGACCUUGACUAACGAUCAACUCGGUUGACCGUCUAAUUUGACGGUCAAACCCGACUACGGGCCAAAUAAGAAAGUAUGCUACAUAGUUUAGGCCAGAAUAGCAAUUUCCGAUACCACGGGCCAAAGUAGAAAGUUUGUCUAUAGUUCGAGCCAAACUAAGGUAUUAACCCUACAAAAUAAUAACCAAACCUUUUAUACAUGUCUAAAUUUUAGCCACUCAUAUGUAACCGUCAAUAACACCGUUAACCAACAAUCCACCUCAGCAUCCACAUUAAGUAUAUUUUUACUUAUCAUUUAAAUAAAAACAAUAAAGAGACGGUUAGUAUAUAAAGGAAGUGGGAGAGUGCUAGAAAACCCUAGCCGCCCAAACUCAUUCUAUUCCUUCUCUCUUUUUCCUCUCUCUCGUAUUCUCUAUUUCUCUCCCAAAUCGACAGCCCGACUGUGUUCUUCUCGACGGCGGUGGAAGAAAGAUACAGUGGGAGAAAUAAUGAAAGGGGUCACCGGUG